Vigna unguiculata (cowpea) is the source of this 1855-nucleotide messenger RNA. RefSeq lists its product as uncharacterized. Gene Ontology annotation, biological process: N-acetylglucosamine metabolic process. Lineage: Eukaryota; Viridiplantae; Streptophyta; Magnoliopsida; Fabales; Fabaceae. The record is from RefSeq and is a predicted model, not a curated record. Gene Ontology annotation, cellular component: membrane. Gene Ontology annotation, molecular function: beta-1,4-mannosylglycoprotein 4-beta-N-acetylglucosaminyltransferase activity.
AGCUUUUGCGUUGGUGAUAUUUGUAUAAAUACGCAUUUGGAAGAGGAGGUGUUUUAGAAGAACAUCAUCAUCAGAACAAAAACAGCCAAAGAGGAUUUCUGCGACGGAACUUCCUUUUUCGGCUUUCAGUGUCUCUUUGUUUCUGUCACUCAUCGCCACAAAUCCCUUCUUUACCCCUUUCUUUCCCUCCUUCUAACCUUCAACGCGCAUUCCUUGUUGUUUCCCACUGGAUUACGAUUCCGAUCGGAGCGUCUAUUCUUACAAAUCAAUCGUGUUUCGUUGGAUUUGGAUUGAACUCUAAAUAAUGUGCUGUGCCGGUGGACAUUACUGUAAGAAGAACAGUGAUGUUUGUGGCCAGGAGUCGAGUCAAGCAUGGGGCAUAUCAAGAAUGUGCUGCAUUUUGCGUGCUUUGGAUGUAAAAACAUUAAUAUUUGUUUUUGCUGUUGUGCCAAUGUGCACAUUUGGCAUAUACUUGCACGGACAGAAAAUCUCGUACUUCCUUAGACCGCUGUGGGAAAAACCUCCGAAGCCUUUCAUUGUCAUUCCUCAUUACUACAACGAAAUCGUGUCGAUGGAAAAUCUCUGCAGACUUCAUGGCUGGGGGGUGCGCGAGUUCCCAAGACGUGUGUACGAUGCUGUGUUGUUCAGCAACGAAUUGGAGAUACUUAACCUGCGGUGGAGAGAACUGUAUCCUUACAUAACACAGUUUGUUCUGCUAGAAUCAAAUUCCACCUUCACGGGUAGGCCUAAACCUCUGGUUUUCAAAGGCAACCGGGAGAAGUUCAGAUUUGUGGAUUCUCGAUUAACAUAUGGAACCAUCGGAGGGAGAUUCAUCAAAGGAGAAAACCCGUUCAUCGAGGAGGCGUAUCAGCGUGUAGCAUUGGAUCAUCUCCUUAAGAUAGCUGGUAUCACUGAUGACGACUUGCUGAUAAUGUCUGAUGUUGAUGAGAUUCCAAGUGCUCACACUAUUAACCUCUUGCGUUGGUGUGAUGAUGUGCCUUCAAUCCUUCAUCUUCAGCUGAAGAACUAUCUAUAUUCAUUUGAGUUUCUUGCGGAUGAUAACAGCUGGAGAGCCUCCGUUCACAGGUAUCAGAGUGGUAAGACAAGGUAUGCACAUUACCGCCAAUCUGAUAACUUGUUAGCAGAUGCUGGUUGGCAUUGCAGCUUCUGCUUCCGCCGUAUCAGCGAUUUCAUCUUUAAGAUGAAAGCUUAUAGUCACAAUGACAGAGUCAGAUUCUCUCAUUAUCUAAAUCCCAAGAGAAUUCAAGAUGUAAUAUGCAAAGGUGCUGAUUUGUUUGACAUGCUACCAGAAGAGUACACCUUCAAGGAAAUCAUUGGUAAAAUGGGACCAAUACCCCACUCUUAUUCUGCAGUUCAUCUCCCUGCUUAUCUGCUGAAAAAUGCAGACAAGUAUAGAUUUCUCUUGCCUGGAAAUUGCUUGAGAGAGGACAGAUGAUCCUAGGAUGCUAAUUUAUGAUGCAGUUUUGUUGUGCAGCUACGGAGAUACAGAUACUUCUCAUACAGUUUCGGUGUUCUGUAAGAUUCUUUUGUUCUCCAGAAUUUUGUUUUGUUAGAAAAAAUUCUUUGAUCUUGGAGACAAUUGUGUACAUAGUUUUUACACUUGAUCUUCUUUAAGUAAAUCUAUUAUGUUUAUUAGGUUUUAGAAUACAUGUUUGCAGUCCUGAGGUAUUAGUGUGGCUAAUUCCCACAUAAGAACAGUAGUUUAAAGUUCCCAUCACAUGAUGUUAUGAAUUAGCGGUGACAGUGAUUUUAAGGAUUCGUCGUAGUUGUUAUUCAAGAAUGUUAUGGGAUCUCAUUUUAUGAAUUCUAUUCAAGAGAAGUGCAGCAUUACCUA